ACAGCCGGAGCUGGGCGGUGGCGGGCGCUGCUGGAGCGUCCAUCCGAUCGGGAGGCGCUGGCGCAAUGGACGGACUGGAAGAGAAUGGAAGUGUUGUCCAAGUAGGAGAAUUACUGCCUUGCAAGAUUUGUGGAAGAACAUUCUUUCCAGUAGCAUUAAAAAAGCAUGGACCUAUUUGCCAGAAAACUGCAACCAAAAAACGGAAGACUUUUGAUUCAAGCAGACAGAGAGCUGAAGGAACGGAUAUUCCAACAGUAAAACCUCUUAAACCAAGGCCAGAACCACCAAAGAAGCCAUCUAAUUGGAGAAGAAAGCAUGAAGAAUUUAUUGCCACCAUUCGAGCAGCUAAAGGCCUUGAUCAGGCACUGAAAGAGGGUGGCAAGCUUCCUCCCCCUCCUCCACCUUCCUAUGAUCCUGAUUAUAUUCAAUGCCCAUAUUGCCAGAGGAGAUUCAAUGAAAAUGCAGCUGAUAGACAUAUAAAUUUCUGUAAAGAACAGGCAGCGCGUAUUAGCAAUAAAGGAAAGUUUUCUACAGAUACCAAAGGAAAACCAGCUUCCCGGACGCAGUAUAAACCACCUGCAGUUAAGAAGUCCAGUUCUCCUGGAACCACAUCGUCAGGAUCUUCACGAUUACCACAACCAAGUGGAACUAGCAAACCUGUUGUAGGUUUGCCUUCAGGUAAAGUGUCUUCAGUUAACAGCUCUUUGGGAACUAAACUUCAGACCUUAUCUCCCUCUCAUAAAGGGAUGGCAGCCCCUCAGACAGGUAAGAUGGGCAUGUUAGGCCCUCCACUUCGAACUGGAAGAAAUAUGCAAAAGUUGUAUGACUGUGAUACAAAAUCAAACAGUGCCAUCAAAAGACAUGAGUUAUUACCCAUUUACAAAACUAACAUCAAACCUCGAAAUUCCACACCACCUAGUUUGGCAAGAAACCCUGCCUCGGGUGCACUUACAAACAAAAGAAAAACAUAUGGAGCUGACAGUCAGGUAGCAAGGCCAGAUGGGGACUACACAUCUUCGUUUAAUGGUGGAAGCAUUAGAAGCACUGAAGGAAAUUCAUCUGGACACUUACCAAAAUUCUGCCACGAGUGUGGGACUAAAUACCCUGUAGAAUGGGCGAAGUUCUGUUGUGAAUGUGGCGUUCGGAGAAUGCUUCUAUGAAUAGCAACCCAGAUGAAAAAGAACCAGGUUCAGAAUUCUAUGAUUAUUGCUGCUUGGACAGCUAGAGCACUUCCUCUGGUUAUUUUGUGCUAAAAAUAUUCAAAAUAUCUUUACUGGUAAUUUUGGGCACAUAUCUUAUGGUUGUAUUAUGAGUAUUUGUAUAUAUGUGUACAUAAGCUGUAUAGAAUAAAUACCUGAUGAUAUUCCUUAAACUAUACCAUGCAAGGAAAUACUUGUCUUUCAGAAAAUAAUU
Ochotona curzoniae (black-lipped pika) is the source of this 1413-nucleotide messenger RNA. Its product is annotated as zinc finger C2HC domain-containing protein 1A. The coding region runs from base 66 to 1160 and encodes 364 amino acids. NCBI's taxonomy places the organism in Eukaryota, Metazoa, Chordata, Mammalia, Lagomorpha, Ochotonidae. The transcript is spliced from 10 exons. The record is from RefSeq and is a predicted model, not a curated record.